Messenger RNA from Eurypyga helias (sunbittern), 393 nucleotides. RefSeq names its product tubulin alpha-3 chain-like. The transcript has 2 exons. Lineage: Eukaryota; Metazoa; Chordata; Aves; Eurypygiformes; Eurypygidae. Gene Ontology annotation, cellular component: cytoplasm; microtubule. The record is from RefSeq and is a predicted model, not a curated record. The annotation marks the transcript as partial. Gene Ontology annotation, biological process: microtubule cytoskeleton organization; mitotic cell cycle. Gene Ontology annotation, molecular function: structural constituent of cytoskeleton; GTP binding.
AGGGAGUGCAUUUCCAUCCACAUUGGACAGGCUGGCGUGCAGAUGGGCAAUGCCUGCUGGGAGCUGUACUGCCUUGAGCACGGGAUCCAGGCGGACGGGACCAUUCCUGGCCCCAAGCAGGCGAAACCUGUGGAGCCAAAGUCCGAACAAGUGGAUUCUUCUUUUGAGACCUUCUUCUGUGAGACGGCAUCUGGGAAGCACGUACCCCGGGCAGUGUUCAUAGACUUGGAGCCCACUGUCAUUGAUGAGAUCAGGACUGGGACCUACCAUGCGCUCUUCCACCCAGAGCAGCUCAUCAGUGGCAAGGAAGAUGCUGCCAACAACUAUGCCCGUGGCCACUACACCAUCGGAAAGGAGAUUAUAGACACUGUCCUCAGCAGAAUUCGUAAAAUG